GACGCUCUGAAUAUAGCAACGGCUAGCGGGUUGCCCCAUAUUUUCUCCGUUUUUUAUUCUUUGCUGUCCGACUGAACCAGAAUAUAUGGUCGCAGAAUUAGCAGGCGCCAAUGACCGUCUGUGUGGGACAGCGACAACUUUCAUGUAGUUACCAUUCGUGAAUAAUAUUCAGAUGGAGGUAGCAGAUAGUCCUCUAAAUCUUGCCCACCAGCAAUGCAGGAAGGCAGAUCGUUUGCUGGCAGCUGGGAAGUAUGAGGAAGCUAUCUCCUGUCAUGGGAAGGCUGCAGACAUGCUGAGGGAUGCCAUGAUGCUGACAGAGUGUGAGCAGGCACGUUUGUCCAUGGAGCUGCAGAGAGACAGCCAUGUGAAGCAGCAGAGGCUGAUUGAGGAGCGCUGGAAGAGAGCCAGACGAGAGGCCAAGCCCCGGGACAAGCUUCACAGCCAGUCCUCCACAGACCACCCACAGGUCAAGGGCCAACUCCAAGCCCAGGCUCAGCCCGGCCUGCCUGGCCUCUCUCCCCCUGGUCCGGGUCAGCGCCCGGAGAGGGAGUACGACACCUGGCUGUACCUGCUCCAGAACCGGGGCUCCCCUCCGCCCCUCGCCCCCUGCCAGGGCUCCAAAGCCACCAAGGACGAUAAGACGCGUCUGGAGGAGCAGCAGACCACCAUCGCCAACCUGCGGCGCCUGGUGGACCACCUGGUAGGGGAGAAUGAGAAGCUGACGCAGGAGAGCGAGAGGCUGCGCGGCGAGAACACCCGGCUGAGGCGCGACGCCGACGGGGCCGACACAGACUUUGUGGAACGCUCGGAGCUGUGGAUGCUGCCGGGGGCAGGAGGGGGUCAGGACAGGAAGGCCAAAGAAAUUGCCAUCCCCCAGCUCCCGCCUCUGGAGAUGCCUGCUCAGGACAUCGCUCUGGAGGACCUGCCCGCCCUGGAGCUUCCUGAGGACAUCCAACGCGAGCUGCGGGAGCUGAUGGAGCGGGACAAGCUGUGACAGGACAGAGACACCCUGACACACAGGUGGAAACACACACACACACACAGGUACAAGCCGUCUGCAUCCACACGGACAUACUCGCAUACACGCACCCAUCCACUUUCAGAUCAGCUCGCUCUCUUGGUGAGAGCAUGGAAUUGGGUGGUGGCCAGCCUGAAACUUUGAGCAAAAUAAUCUGUGCCUUUGAACCUUUCUCUAGUCAUCCUAAAGUCACUGCAUCAAUGGGAGAUAGACUAAAGAGAUGUGAGGUGGAAAUGCUAAAGGGACAAGACUGUUGCUGAAAUCUAUCUGCAGUGGCCUCCUGACUGGCUGGUAGACUGACUGACUGAACUGAAUAGGAGUUCCUCUUCUCUCUCUCUCUCUCUCUCUCUCUCUCUCUCUCUCUCUCUCUCUCUCUCUCUCUCUCUCUCUCUCUGUCUGUCUGUCUGUCCUCUGUCUUGCUCAGUGAAUCCUUCAUCUUCUACAGUGUGAUGUGUCCAUCCUUUCAUUCAUGGACUCUGGUCUCUUUGAUAGGUGUGUGUGUUAUGACAGGUUCUUUUGUGUGUUUAUUGCUUACGUGUUGGUUGUAUUUCAUGUGUUGCUCUUUCUGUGAGGGGAUAAGUGUGAGGUCCUCUGACACCAUCUGAUCCUAUGCAGUGAAGAUGGGUACAGGAGUCUUUGUGGUUGUCUGUCAUGACUCAUGGCACACCUGCAGUUUCCACUGCCCUCCUCCUGACUACUUCACACCUCCUUCUCCCCCACCUACCACCUCACUCAAUUUAUGACCUGGAUGGGAGCUUGAAUGAGAAUU
Messenger RNA from Osmerus eperlanus (European smelt), 1787 nucleotides. RefSeq names its product nuclear receptor binding factor 2b (gene nrbf2b). The transcript is spliced from 4 exons. The record is from RefSeq and is a predicted model, not a curated record. Gene Ontology annotation, biological process: autophagy. The coding region runs from base 173 to 994 and encodes 273 amino acids. NCBI's taxonomy places the organism in Eukaryota, Metazoa, Chordata, Actinopteri, Osmeriformes, Osmeridae.